Molecule: messenger RNA, 2118 nt
Organism: Prorocentrum cordatum
Lineage: Eukaryota; Dinophyceae; Prorocentrales; Prorocentraceae
Source: the annotation of a GenBank genome assembly
AUGGGUGCCCGCACAGUUGUUGCCGGGGAUUUCGAUGGCGACGGGAGUAUUGACCUUGCGUCAGCGAGCAAGGACGACAACACGUUCGCGUGGUACCCGAACUCAAACGGCCAAGGCGAUUUCAAGGAGAAGCGGGUCAUAAACGAUCAGGCGUUAGGGGCCUACAGCCUCUUCCCCAUCGAUGUGGACCAGGACGGUCACACUGAUUUGGUUGCUGCUUCCAAUGCGGAUGAUACCGUCGCGCUCUACCGCAACAGUGGCGCUGGCCAUUUCGAGAGAAUUAUCAUCGCUGACGAUGCUGACUUUGUUCUCUCGGUUUUUGCUGCCGACCUGGAUAAUGACGGAGACAUUGACACAGCCUCCGCCAGUUAUUUUGACGGAGAAAUCCGGUGGUAUGAAAACAUUGGCAAUUCCAGGGAUUGGGUAAAGCACACUCUGUACCAGGGGUCGCAGGGCCACUACGUUUCAGGCGAGGACUUGGAUGGCGAUGGUGACGUGGACUUGAUUGCGACCACAACUGCCGAAAACACAGUGGCCACCUUUGUGGCUGUGACAAGCUGCAGGGUUUCCUCACCCAGUCCCGAGUGCUGCCGCGCCGGCCAGCAGUGGAAUGGCACGGUUUGCGCUGCCUGCGAGUCGGGCAAGUAUGGAAGCGGCAGCGGCGCUGCAGCCAGAUGUGCAACAUGCCCCACCGGCACCUGCACGAUUGCUGGUUUUACCAAGCUUCCCUUGACAUGUGUGGCGGAUUGCGUGAAUGAUAUCGAGGCGGCUUACGCCGCCUGUGACUGCGCACCUGACACGUAUAAAACGAAGAGUGAUAUCUGCGCCCCGUGCCCUGAGGGUCAAGAAAAGCCUCUUGGCAGGAGGCGUACUUCUGAUGACUUCCCCACCGACGCAAGUGUACCAAUAUAUUGGCAGGGCUUUGACAUGUCCUUGUGCACAGUGGUCUCAGCCGAAACAGACGACACUGAGCUCGUCAUCCUGAUUUGGAUGGUGGGUUCGUUGUUCGUUGUGUUUGCCCUCGCCCUUGCGUGUUCCGUCGCUUACCGAGUGAGACGGAGUUGGACCGAGAAGACGAGAGUGCAACAACGAUACCACGCUAUCACCCAGGAGCGCAUUGAGAAAGCUUGCGCGACGGCUCAGACUUGCAAGUCUAGUGUUUAUUUCAUCAGGUACUCGACCUUUAAGAAGCACGGAAAGUUUACCCGGCAUGAGGUCCACAGAGAGCGAGGGGAGCUAUUCUGCUUGGACACCUACGAAGAGAUGCUAGUUUGGGUGGGCACAGUUGCCACCGUCUUCGUUUCGCACCAGUGGUUGGGUUUCGCAGAACCGGACCCUGAUAAGAUUCAUUUCCCAGCAAUUUGUUCCGCCUUGGACAUCAUUUGCGCAAGAAAUGAUUUAGCUGAGACCGACCUCUUCCUCUGGGUUGAUUACGUUUCCAUUCCCCAGGCAAAUUCUUAUCUCAAGGAUAUUUCCAUCAGCUCACUUGGCGUAUACGCCUCCAUUGUCAAGUACUUCGUCAUCGUUGCCCCAACAUGCAUUCACCAUGACGAGCAAGUCGAGUGCAAUUCGGCGACCUAUCAGAGGCGCGGUUGGUGCCGCUUGGAGCAGUGGGCACGAAUGAUUGCUGGAGGGCUCCAGGACAUGUACAUUUAUGAAGGUGGCAAUUUGGAGCCAAUCUCGGACAAGGCGCAUUGGUACACGGCAAGCGUCAAGGUAUUCGAAGGAGAUUUCACAGUCGCAUCGGACAAGCACCGCAUCGUCGAUAUCGUUCUGGGAUUGUGGUACGUCGCUCUCGUCAAUUCAAAGCGUGAAGGUUCUGAUCAGAUGAUGUUGAAAGAUCUCGUGGACCAGAAUAAAGAAAGCGUCUUCCCACCUGAGUUCUUCGAAAACUACAUUGAAAGGCUGGAGGCGUUCGCCAGAAUAGAGAAGCCCUCGUUGCUGUCCCGAGGGACUUCGUCUCCGACCCAGUCUUACGACCCCACUGAGAGCGUACCCAGUGUGAGGAGCCGUGUCUCUAGGAGGAAGUCGUUCGAGAACUUCGAGGGAGAGCGCGCCGAGCGGCUGCAGGAGGAGCGCGCCGAGCGGUUGCAGGAGGUUCGCGAUCAUUCCAUCUAG